AUGUCGAUGAACGACGGUGAAGUACAUCUAUUACCUUUAAUUGAUAAUAAUGAUUUCGAUAGUUCAUCAAGUGAAACAGAAGAUGAUGAUUCUAUCGAAGUCUUGUCAAAUGUGGAUGAAGAAGAGAACAAAAUUAUUGAUAUAACAAAAUAUUUAACAUUUAGCUCCAAUGAUGAAUCGGAAAUUGAUAAUAAUGCUAAUGAUAUUAUAUUACUUGAUAAUCAUGUUGUUCAAUGCUGUAACACUAAUGAUCGCAUUCAAAGUUCUGCACUUGAUGGUACAUGUUUAGAUUCUGGUUCUGAUGUAUCAGAUGAUGAUGUAAAUGAAAAUCACUUAUCCAAUGAAUGUACCACUAAUUCAACAUCAUAUUCAUUACCAGUUGCAACUGACGUCAAUGGAUUUAAUAAUGAUACGAAAAAAACUUCAAAACAUAAACCUCGUCAGUGGUCGAUUAUUGAAAAGCUUAAUCCUAUUAAUACUUUCAAAUCUAAUGGAAGUAAACAUCGAACUACUGUUAAACAUGGCUGUACAACAGCUCAAUUACGAAAAUGGUUUAAGUGUGAAAAUGAAUCAAAUCGUCAUCUAAAUGCUGAUGUUAUGUGUGAUUUACGUAAAAAACGAGUAGUAGUAGCUAUUAUACCAAGAGGUUGCACCAUGUAUAUGCAGGUGCUUGAUGUUUCUGUUUUUUCAGUUUUUAAGAAUCAUUACGACGAUGUUGUCGAAGAAUAUAUUGAUCACAAUGGACCAAGAAGUAAAAUAAAACUUACAGCAUCUCAAUCACGUAUUCUUUGCACCAGAUUUACAUGGUCUGCAUGGUUACGAACAUUAAAAAGCAUCGAUUUUGUUAAAGCAUUUCAAGAUAUUGGUUAUAUCCGGUCAGAUAAUUCACCAUUUUUUCUUCGUACAAUGCCUGGCUACACAUUUGAUCCAAGUUCAGCUGACUGGGUAUCGUCAAUCAAUGAUGAUAACGAUAUAGAAGAUCGUAUUGAUAUUGUCGCUGAUAAAGCAUCAGAACAACAACACACUCAGUCAUUAGCAACACGAUCAAAACAACUAACAUUAUUGAAUAUGUAG
Messenger RNA from Rotaria sp. Silwood1, 1074 nucleotides. The record is from the annotation of a GenBank genome assembly. NCBI's taxonomy places the organism in Eukaryota, Metazoa, Rotifera, Eurotatoria, Philodinida, Philodinidae.